AUGGCGUCACGAGGAGCUGUUCAUACACAAACACAGACGCAUACGAGAAAUCCGGCGGCGGAGAUGAUGGCCUCUCGGAUUCCUAUACUGCCCUCCAGCAGCUCGUAUGCACAGGGACGGCCUAAACAGAGCAUACCGAAGCCGUCGUCGAUCCCCCGAAGUAGACGGGAUUCAUCUGCAUCAGAGUCGGAGGACUAUAGCAGACUGAGGAUGGUGAGGUCGAAUUCAUCCUCGAGGAAGCCGUCAAAGGAAGCUAGCUUGUCCGUCGGAUCGUCGAAACCUUCGUACUCUCUAAUGCCGCCCGCUCGCUACUAUACGGCACCUCCUAGCCACGCUCCUUCACCCAAGGUACCACCGCCUACGCAAAAUCCACCGCCGCCACAGCAGUCGUCAUCGUCGACUACUACUUCUUCUUGGAAAUUCGGGCGAUCGACACAGCCCGAGGUACGGCCGCGGAAUGUUCUUCGGAGAAAGGCUCCUUCGAUAGAGCAGUAUGCGGAGCGGAACAGAGCAAGACUCCAGGCUUCGAUGCCGGAGAAACCUGAAGUGGAAAUACCCCAGAUUGAAGCACCAGAGAAGCUCGCAUCAAAUGAUAACCAUAAUGCACCAGCUAGGCCCUCGGUUGAUCAUGUACCGGCCCGACCACUGUACACUACCCCUACCCCAUCCUCGCAACCGCCUGCGAUGGAGCCCAGACCUACAACAGCAGGAUCACAAUCUCGCAUCCCAAAGGAAUUCGCUGGUCUAUCAACGUCUAUAAACACGCUGAAUCUACCGCCUCCCACACCGAACUUCACCGGUGGCAGCAGUCCAUCCACCCGAUACACUGAUUCUCCUGGCAUGUGGAGUAGAGGAUCGACCCCAACAUCACUAUCGUCCUAUUCUCCUGGAAUAAUACAUCCAACUCAUAGCUCACGGCUAAAACAACCCAGUCCGACCAUAUUCAGAGCCCAAAGGUUCCGUCCAAGCUUGGCAGCCACGCCUUCAUUUGAUGAAACUAAAAGCACAGCUUCGACUUCCACCCGACUUCCUCGACGAUCCCAGACCGAACCUGUUCCACGGCCAUCAACUUCUGGUCUUGGAGUGAGAGAAACUAGCCGCCAUGACGUCCCCGAAGUCCAGCAUGCGCCCAUGCACCAUGCUAGUCAAGUUGAGUGGCAGUCUGUGGGUACUGACUAUCCUGACCCAAGGGAUGUUGAGUCUACUGGGAUUAACAGGAAAGAAGAUGUGGUUACUCCAAGAAUAGAAGAGCCAUCCCUGCUUCCAAGUUCAGUAUCCACACCUCGACUCUCUCCAAGCAGGCCGAGUCGAAAGGGUGCUGAACCACUGAAGCUGGAAUCAUCACCUGUUAUUUGGAGUAACCUCGCCUCGUCUAGGCUCCCUACCCACAAACGACGAGGGUCAUCAAGUUCUAAUACCCGUUCCAAAUCCCCCGCCAUCCCUACGUCCUUCGUGAAUGCCUCGACAGAAUCACUCCAGUCUAGAAGUUCGUCUAGAAUACCUGCGCUUUCCCCAUCGCCGAACCAACUCGACGGUAGCAGUCGACCACAGCUACGAUCCGCAACCCCCAAGGGCAUAAAGCUUGUUAGGAAAUCCUCUGUUUCUGCCAAAGAAUCCAAACCCGAACCCAAGGAACUGAAGGAGCCAAAACAACAGCAACAGCAGGCUACCAGCGCCCCAAAGCGGCUUGGACUGUUCCCAAAGAAGUCAAAGACCAUUCCUGAAGUGACACUGCCGGGUCAUAGUGAUGGACGCUCCCGCAGGUGCCCUUCUGCUGGAACCGGACAUGAGGGCUAUGGCAAAUAUUCCCAGCGAGGCAGACGAACGAGUAUCGGAAGCAGUGCCUCAAGGGCGAGGUCAACGAGUACAAGUAGGUCACUUGGUAACAACAGCGUUACCAGCAGUCAAAUGGGACAUGAGAUCGAUGACUUCCUUUCCGAUCGCUUGGAACCCGUCGUCAUCAGCGGCGGUGGUAUAGAUGGGGCCGCUUUGGCUCGCACCGAGAGCGGACAGAGCGAGAGUAGCAUGAGUGUCGCUUCAGUCAUCGGCGGCUCUAUGACUACUCCUCAAGUGACACUUGUUCAAAGCCCAGAGCCAAUGAAUUCUCCACCUCAGCGUUCUCUUUUGGAUCCCGGAAAUCCGCAGAGCCAACAGCCGGAGGUGAAACGGCGGCGCUCCUUUCGCAAUUCGAACAUAUUUGGAAGCCAGAAAACAUCAAGUCACUAUCUGUCGGUGGCUGAACCUCGAACCUCCACUUCCAGACGUCCGUCGGAUGCUAGUACCGAUAGUCGCCCAGAGAUAUCUUAUCAAGAUACCCCCAAUCUAUCUGCAUCGUCAGAAUCCAAGACCAAGGGCGAGACUAAGAAGAAGAAAUCGGAAAAAUCAGGAAGAUGGAAUUUCUUCCAACGCAGCCACCCAAACCUUCAAGGAGAGAAGAAGCCAAAGGAAGAGCCAGAGCCAGCUCCCGGAAUGCCUGCAGCCAUAUCUCAUCUUCCGUCUUCUCGUGCAGUUGCCCAUUAUGCGAUUCUUGACAAUGAGCAGAUCGACUCUGAUCCAUUAGAAGAUAUAAUGACCCGAGUGGAAGAAUCACCGCCAACAGAGGAUGAAAUGGAAGCUGCCAACGGGCUUGGGCUGAGAGCGAAACAUGGCCAAUCAAUCUUACUACCAGAGCCACCCGUUUGCAUAAUCAACAAUCGUUCUGAGAGGCGUCCUUCCUCCCCCAAGGUGUUUUUCAACACGGACAUUCUUCCCCCAGUCUCAGCGUCAAAGGUUGCUCGGACAGGUCGACCCAGCCGCUUAGCUUCUGUUGGUAGGAUACCUCCAGUCGUCCCAAGUGCGAGGAACCAGCACAAGCCAUCCCUCCAAUCGUUUUCGCGCCCUUUCAGUGUGGGAGAAGGACCUUCUCUAACCGUGACGGCCGCAGCUGGAGUACCUACCCAUAUGGGUAUGGCUGAUAACCCACCGAAUCGAUUCGGCCUACGUCCACCAACCCGAGAGGAGUUUCUUUCCUUUUCUCCAAGAAAAGGCUCCGAGGUUUCAGUCUCAUCUGAGAGUGCGGAUAGUGGAAGUCUGGCAGCUGUUACUGCAGUCCUCCCCUUCCCCGGCUCAAAGCUUACAGACGAUGAAAUCUGGCAAGAAUACGAUGAUUUUCUAGACAAGGUGACAUCGCCGCAGACCCCAGAAGAUGGCCUCUUGCACACUCCUCGAUCCUUCAACUUGGCUACCAGAGCUUCCAAAGUUCUGCAAGAAGGCUUGAGCGGAACUAAAGACGUUUCUCCUCAAAUCUCCCCAUUGCAGUUGCAAUACCCGGAAAUUUCUACGCCUAAAUUACCUGACCACAGCUCGAUCCACCUCAGCCGUUCUAUGAUUCUCUCUGCAUUGCACUCAUCCAUUGCACCCUCUGAACCCAUGUCACUCGGUGAACUCCUAUCAGCGUACGCUGGGAGCAAGCAAAACUCCGCAGACUUCACCGGUGUCGAUAAUCCAUAUGCCGCUCUGGAAGAAGAAACACAACCUGAUGCCAAUCAAGCGAAGCAGAUACAAAAAGAGAAUAAUCUCCAACCGAUUGAAGAAGAUCAGGACCAUGAUGACCCAAUGGAGCAGGCGAACGUCCGUUCAGGCUCGCUCAUGACAAGCCGUUGGUUAUCUUUCGGUCGUGUCCUCUUUAGUCCAGCGAAAAAUCAUAUGCAACCGCAGGAUCAAGCUCGCAUUCUAGUUAUUGAUGGCCUAGGCAAUGAUGACUGGUCAUUUUACUGUGCCUUGACUUACCCUUCUGCAGUCGUUUACAACCUCACCUCCAAUACUCAACCGCAGUCGGCACCAAGUAAUCCAGCGGCAUGGGACCCUCCACCGAAUCAUCGUACCAUCCAUCGCUCCGGUAUAAAGACACCGUUCCCUUUCCCUAAGGGAUUCUUUACCGUGGCUGUUAUGCGCUUCCCAGCAGCAUGCUCUGAAACUGCAUAUGACACUGCCAUCUCAGAGUGCAAUCGUGUUCUCCGCCCCGGUGGAUACCUAGAGCUCAGCGUCAUGGAUUUGGAUAUGGUCAACAUGGGUAGCCGUACUCGGAAGGCAGUUCGGAUGUUAAAAGAACGAAUCUACACAACGGAUCCUAACAUUUGUCUCAAGCCUGCCAGCGACAACAUCCAAAGGCUUCUUGGCAAGCGAGGAUUUGCCAAUUUGAAUCGGUGUAUGGUCGUUGUUCCUGUUGCUGGUACCAUCGUACAAUCGUCAGACACCUCAAGUUCCAGCCAAUCUAUCGCAAACAUUCCACAUCAACAUUAUGGCUCCAAUCUCCCCCAGUGGGCAGAUAACACGUCGAACAAGAAGCACAAACGAGACCCUUCUGACGAUGUGAACAUCUCACUCGGUGACCUCCUCUCUGACCCUUCACCUUCACCAUCAAACGACGAGUCCAUUGCCAAGAUGGUCGCAAAAGUUGCUCGAUGGUGGCAUACACGGUGUUACGAACUAGCCGUCUUCAACGAUAGCCAUAACAAGGAUAUCUGGGCUGACAAGAAACUUCUACGAGAAUGCAGAAGACGCGGCACUGGGUUUAGGCUACUUAUCGCCUAUGCACAGAAACCCAGUGAAGUCACAAGAAGAACAGCGAGCGUAUAA
Molecule: messenger RNA, 4617 nt
Organism: Arthroderma uncinatum
Lineage: Eukaryota; Fungi; Ascomycota; Eurotiomycetes; Onygenales; Arthrodermataceae
Exons: 1
Coding region: 1-4617 (1538 amino acids)
Source: RefSeq, a predicted model, not a curated record